Molecule: messenger RNA, 2165 nt
Organism: Malus domestica (apple)
Lineage: Eukaryota; Viridiplantae; Streptophyta; Magnoliopsida; Rosales; Rosaceae
Product: aberrant root formation protein 4
Cellular component (GO): cytoplasm
Molecular function (GO): ubiquitin-protein transferase inhibitor activity
Source: RefSeq, a predicted model, not a curated record
GGUAGUAGUGGAUUGGCAUUCGCGCCUUGUUGGGACGUUUGGAAACAAAAACCCUAAUAGCCAAACGGAAUUGAAAUUACAACACGCACCAACUCUUCUUCUUCUUCUUGUUGAGAAGUUGCAGAGAUCCCAUGGCGGACAAUCUUGAUCAGUCCUUCCCCCUUCUUCAAGAAAUCCUAAACUCGCUAUCCCAAUCAGUCGAUCAACCCCAAACCUCCGUCUCAGAGCUCAUCAGCUUCCUCAAUUCAACCCUAGACGCUGCUCUGUCAGACCCAGAAAACGAAGACGCAAAAGCCAACGCCUUCCGAGCUCUCACGAAAAUCCACCAAUUCGUCUCUUCCCCGUCACUCGACCAGGCGAUCAUCGAAGCACUCUCCUUUGAGUUGCCAAUGGCGGUUUCGAAGUUCGGAGGCGUCUCGGAUGGAUGCCUGGAGGUCGUUGAGUGCACCAUUGAUUGCUUUAUAUCAAUGUGUAGUCCACGAGACAUGCUUUCGAUUCUUUGUGAGGCGUUGGCUCCCCCAAGUGAAGCAAUCAGGGAUUCUGGUUAUAUUGCGCCUCUUCUAACUGGGCUUUCGAAAGUGUUUCUUUCCCUUCAGAGGCGUCACUUUGAGCAAGUGAAAGUGGCAGUUCCCAUUAUCGUUAAAGUUUUGAAGGGCCGGUCUUUGGAGUUGGAAGAUGAAGAUCCAGAAUUUAAGAAUUUGUUUGACAGAGCUAUGGGGAUUGCAAAUUCCAUACGUGCGGUUUGCCUAAAGUUGGAAGGUGUAGCAAAUGAAAAGCUUCGUGCUCUACUUGGUCUUUAUGUCUUACAGAUUAUGGCUGUUGUCAGCAUGAAUCAUAAUGUUCCAAGUUCUCAGCCGUUUGUUUUGCAACUGUCUAGUUUUUUCCCAUUUUGUGGUUUGUCAUAUCUUGGUGUGAUAACUGGGUCGGAUGUUGACAAAAUAACUAGGGCAGUAGUUGGAGAAGAUGAAGAUUAUUAUAUGAGUUGUUUAUCCGAUGUCAAAUGCGGUGCACCUCUUUCAGUGAUCUGGGGCCAUGCUUCUGAUGACGUUGCUGGGGCUGCUGAGGAGGAUUUGAAUUCCGUCAAGGAUGAACUUAAGGAUAACCAGACUAAAAGGUGGCUAGCUGUUGGCAUGCUAAAGCACAUACUAGCUCCUGCCACUCUGCCAUGGGAACUUAAAAGACAUGCCAUCAAUUUCUUGAUUUGCAUUACAGAUGGAAAUAUCUCCCACUGCGAUGAACAUAAUGACUUCUCAUCUUACACGACUUCCCUUUUUGCAGCUCUGCAGGCUGUUCAAAUGAUCAUCAUGUACGCAUCAGAUACAGUGCUGAGGAAGAAUGCCUUUGAAGCUUUCAAAAGGAUUAUUGCUGAUAUUCCAGCUUCUCAGAGGUUCGACAUGUUGAAGUCUUUGAUCAUAAAUAGUAAUUCUUCCUCGAUGAUUGCAAUCCUUCUGGAUAUUGUUAAAGGAGAACUGCACAAGGAAAGCUGCCAAAGCGUGGGAAAUGACGAAGUACCGCAAGCCAAACCACCUACAUUGUUUUGGACUGCCAAUGUCCUUGAAUUGGUGGAGUUGAUUCUGAAGCCCCCGGAGGGCGGACCUCCCUCUUUCCCUGAGGAUACUGAUGAGGUUCUGUCUGCGCUCAAUCUGUACAGAUUUGUAUUAAUUACAGAAUCGACAGGAAAAACCAACCACACAGGAGUGAUCUCCAGAAGCAAUUUACAGAAAGCCUAUAAGGGGUGGCUUUUACCCCUACGAACCCAGGUAACCGCCAUGAUGGCGGAGACCAGGAAUGAUUACGAGCUUCCAGUUGAUGCACUUUGUACUUUAAACCCAAUCGAGUUAGUUUUGUACCGAUGCAUUGAGCUUGUUGAAGAUCAGCUCAAGCAACAGUCUAUGUAACAGUCGUCAUCACCUGCAUAUUUGUGUUUCUAGUCAUUUACACCAUUUACGGUGAUACGAAUGCGAAGUAAUACGAGAAUUUGUCUUGCUACCGGUUGUAUAAACAUAAUUAGAGAGAUAGGCACAAGGAGAUGUACAACUGGGGAUUGCUAAGAUCCCUCAAGUUUCACAACCAAGCAUCUUUAUUCCGAUUUUGAAAUUACGAUUGCUACUUGAAAGAACAUGCGAUCUAUCUGAGUAUGUAAUUUUAAUGAUCUGUUGUAUGAA